CUUUCAAACAUGGUUUCGCCAUGUGCCGAACUGCGGCGGGCCUACCAACAGGACGGCUUUGCCGUGGCCCGAGAACUGGUGCCCCAGGAAGCGCUAGAAGCGGCCUUGGGACCGGAAGGCCUCCCAGCUGCUCUGAGCGUGGGGCGCUAUGGCUACGAGAAAUCCUCCACGUUGACGACUUUGGAACAUUUACCCAAGGGAGUCACUGAUAUGAGCAGCAUGAACUUGAUCCACAAUGGCCAUUUCCUGCAUGCGAUCAAGGGUCUGUGGCCCUUGAUCAUGAGUGCUUCUUUUGGUGCAGGCUGUGUUUUUGGAAUGCUCCCAGAGUCUUUUGAAAUGCACCAGGUGAGGGGUGGACCCAUUGCAUCAGUGUUGGGGAGCAUGUCUGGCGAUGCCCACGUUCUUCGCAUGAAUGCACAUAUGAAGUUAGCACCAAAAGUUCCGGGAGUUUCAGACCAGCACGUCGCAGGCCACCGUGACUAUGAUUACUGGCGCCAUCGAUUUAAGGGUCGACCUCAACAUUAUCGAGAUGACUUUGUAAACAGCACUGUUACUGCAUGGAUUCCUUUAGUUCCUGUUGAUCGCUACGGUUCCAUGAUCUACGGAAGGGAGAAAGCGGAGCAGGGUGACCAUGGUGACCCCACUCGGUUGCGAGCUCGAAGUUUGUCUGGGGUACAGCGGGUUCAAGUGCGAGCGGAACCAGGAGAUGUGCUUCUGCAUGGCAUGGACACCUACCAUUGGUCCACCUUGAUGCAGAACACAUCGGAACGGGUCAGAUGGCACGUUGAGCUGCGCUUCCACAAUGCUGCCGUGCUGGAUCGCUUGGAUAUGAGCGAUGAUGAACUGCAUCAUGUGAUGACCGGGCCGGCGAUUGAAAAGGUGGACACGGAAAGAAGUUAUGCAACUCUUUUGGAUGUGAUUUUUCAGGGCAUUGAGAAAGUUCGAUGGAGAUUCAAUGCAGACACUCUGGGACAAAUCUUGUCAGGAAGCGACUGGCGUCGACAGCUGGAAAUUCCUGUGAUCGGUUUGGGGACUGGACGCCUAUGGCCAGUGGAGACCAUUGCCCCAGCAAUGCAUUCGUUUCUGUUGAUGGGCGGACGUCACUUGGACACCGCUGUCAGCUAUUGGAGCCAAUCAGCUGUGGCAGGCGUGUGUCGAGCAGCUAUGGCGAACGGUGUGGGUAAGGACUUGGUGAUCACCACGAAGAUUUGGCCUCUGGGCUUCAAAGAAAGCUUGGAAGCUUCCCGUGGAGCAUUGAAACAACUGGAUGGUGUGGGUCAAGUGGUGAUUUUACUGCAUUCUCCAGGACAGGUGAAAGGGAAACCCAAGGGCCCUGGAGGGCAGAAGUUUGCAGAGGCACCAGCCAGUUGCAGAGAUGAAGCACGACCAAACAGUUGGAGGAGGUGUCGCGCGGAGUCCUUCAUGGCUCUGGCAGCAUUGAGGGAAGCUGGUGUUGUGAGUGGCAUUGGUGUCUCCAACUUCCUGAAACGGCACCUGGAAGAACUCCGGCAUGACCUGCGCGCGCUGAAGGCCGAGGGCAGCCGCUCCGGCCGUGGGUUGCUGCGCACGUGGCCACCGGAUGUGGUGCAACACGAGGUGCACCUGCUACAACGCGAGGAGGAGCUGGUGAGAUACUGCCGACUUUGGAACAUCACCGUGGUAUCCUAUGGCACCUUGGGAAGUCCUGAAGCGAAAGCGAAGCUGUUGGAUCACCCGGUAGUGCGACAAGCAGCAGAGAUGGAAGGCUUGACGGCUGCCCAGGUGUUGAUGAAAUGGGCACUGCAGAGGGGUUUGCAUCUCAUCCCAACCACCUCCAAUCCCGAGCACAUGCAGCAGCUGCUACAAGUGCCACAACUGCCACAAUUGAGAAGAGGCACCUUGGCAUUGCUGGAAUCGGUCCCCCAGUGGGAGGCACCGAUCUACCAUCCAUACUUGGAGGCAAUUGAAUAGUGUAUAUAUGUAUAUAUAGAAAUAUGAUAGUGUAUGUAUGUGUAUGAAAUAGGAGCAACAUUGACAGUCCAAAGAGGCCAAUGUUUGCGUUAGAAGACCAAUGUCGUCUUCAGCUGGGGUGAAAGCCUUGGAUUCCUUGGAUGCACCACUUGCAAAGUGCGGA
Molecule: messenger RNA, 2113 nt
Organism: Cladocopium goreaui
Lineage: Eukaryota; Dinophyceae; Suessiales; Symbiodiniaceae
Source: the annotation of a GenBank genome assembly